AUGGCCGCUCAAUCCACCCUCAAACAGCCUCAUGAUCCGCUGCUCGCCCUCUACGACCACUAUGCCACACUGCUCAAGACGCGCGUGCGCGGCGCAUCCAAGCUCACAAAGGUCGUGUCGACCAUCACGCUGCUCUUCACCAUAAUCGGCGCCGGCUAUGGCAGCAGGAAGCUGUACAAGGACCGGCGGAAAGAAAAAGAAACCGGCCGACGCCUACUGCGAAGAAACUCGGGCCUCAAGAACAAAGAUGGCUCGCGGACGAUAUACGUGCCGUACCGCGACUCGACGUCCAAAGUCGUCAUCAAUCCGACCAAGCCCACCACCUUCGAUGCGCAUCGCCGCCUUUUCCUCCAGCCGCCCCGCGCGGCGCGCAUGCAGGACACGAGCAAUCCGACCGCGCCGCCGCCCCAGACAAAGCCGGGCCUGAACCUCGCCUUCCUGCACCAGUUCCUGAGUCUGCUGAACAUCAUGAUUCCGCGGUGGAACAGCAAGGAGACGGGCCUGCUGGUCAGCCACAGCGUCUUCUUGAUGCUGCGGACGUACCUCUCGCUCGUCGUUGCGCGUCUCGAUGGCGAGAUUGUGCGAGACUUGGUCGCGGGCAAUGGCAAAGCGUUUCUCUGGGGAAUUGUAAAGUGGCUGGGUGUCGGCACUUUCUCGUCGUACACGAAUGCCAUGAUCAAGUUCUUGCAGAGUAAGGUGUCCAUUGCGUUCCGCACGCGGCUGACGAGGUACAUUCACGACUUGUAUCUGAACGACCACUUGAACUAUUAUAAGCUGCAUAAUCUGGAUGGAGGAGUUGGGCUGGGCGCGGAUCAGUAUAUUACCCAGGACCUGACGCUGUUUUGCGCGUCGGCUGCGUCGCUGUAUUCGUCGCUGGGGAAGCCGUUUGUGGAUCUCUGUGUGUUCAACUACCAGUUGUUCAAGUCGCUGGGACCGCUGGCUCUGACUGGAUUGCUGAGCAACUACUUCUUGACUGCGACGAUAUUGCGCAGGCUAUCACCGCCAUUUGGCAAGCUCAAGGCCGUGGAAGGUCGAAGAGAAGGAGAGUUUCGUGCUCUGCACGCUCGACUCAUCGCCAACGCCGAAGAGGUCGCUUUCUAUGGCGGUGACCAGAUGGAGAAACACUUCCUUGAGCGCGGCUUCAAGGACCUCAAGCACUGGAUGGAAGGCAUCUACAGUCUCAAGAUCCGCUACAACAUGCUGGAAGACUUUGUUCUGAAGUACUCCUGGUCUGCAUUUGGCUAUCUCAUCACCUCUCUUCCCGUAUUCCUCCCAGCAUGGGGUGGUCUAGGUAGCGUCCCAGAAAUUCCAGGCGGUGAAAAGUCUGGCCGCGAGCGCAAUCGCAUGAAGGACUUCAUCACAAACAAGCGCCUCAUGCUGUCUCUCGCCGACGCAGGUGGUCGUAUGAUGUACAGCAUCAAAGACUUGUCUGAACUGGCCGGCUACACAUCCCGUGUCUACACACUCAUCAGCACACUUCACCGCGUCCACGCAGACGCAUACUACCCACCACCAGGUACCCGACCAGAACUCUUCUCCCUCUCAGACGUCCAAGGCACAGUCCACAAAGGCUUCGAUGGCCUCCGUCUCGAACACGUCCCCGUCGUCGCACCAGCGCUAUACCCCAUGGGCGGCGACGAACUCGUCGAAUCUCUCUCCUUCAUCGUCCAUUCGGGCGAACACCUGCUCAUCACCGGCCCCAAUGGCGUCGGCAAAAGCGCCGUCGCCCGUAUUGUCGCCGGCCUCUGGCCCACCUACCGCGGCCUCGUCUCCCGCCCACGCACCAACGGCGUUGACGGAAUAAUGUUCCUGCCACAGCGUCCAUAUCUGUCUACCGGCACCCUACGCGACCAAAUCAUCUACCCACACACCGCCGUUGACAUGAAAGACUCGGGCCGCCGCGACUCUGAACUCCAAGCCAUCCUCGAAGAGGCGAAACUCGGAUACAUUCCCGACCGUGAGGGCGGCUGGGACACGAAGAAGGUGUGGAAAGACGUCUUCAGCGGCGGCGAGAAGCAGCGCGUUGGAAUCGCGCGCUUACUCUACCACGAGCCGAAAUACGCGUUCAUUGAUGAAGGAACGUCCGCUGUGAGUUCCGAUGUCGAGGGCUUGUUCCGCGCAUCGCUCAAGCGCUACCACACAUUCACGCUCACGCUCGGCAUGGGCGAUUCCUCGGACGACUGGGAGUUCCAGCGCAUCGGUACCGAGAGCGAGAAAUCCAGCGUCGAGAAAGAGUUGGCGGAAUUGCGCGAACGGCUGGCGAAGGUUGAGGAGUGGGAGAGCAGGAAGAGGGAGAUUGAGGAGGAGUUGGGGAAGGUGUGGGUCAGGGAGGAUGGGGAGGGAGAGGAGUUGGCGCCGCCGCCGUAUCUGGAGAGGGAGGAGGGUGGGAGUGUAGAGGAGAGUGGUUAUGCGGAUGAGGAGGUGGAGAGUCCGAGGAGCGAUGAACAGGCGCUGGAGAGUGUGGAUGGGGAAGAGGCGGAGGCGGAAAGUCCGACGAGUGAUGAGCAGCUGAUUGAAAGUGGGAGUUUUGAGGCUGGCGAGGAAGCGGAAAGUCCACAAAGCGAUGAGCAGGUGGUGGAGAGUGUGACUAUCAGUGAGGCCGAGCGUAAUGCGGAGCAUUGA
Messenger RNA from Parastagonospora nodorum SN15, 2622 nucleotides. RefSeq lists its product as hypothetical. The record is from RefSeq and is a predicted model, not a curated record. Gene Ontology annotation, cellular component: peroxisomal membrane. The transcript is spliced from 2 exons. Lineage: Eukaryota; Fungi; Ascomycota; Dothideomycetes; Pleosporales; Phaeosphaeriaceae. Gene Ontology annotation, molecular function: ABC-type transporter activity; long-chain fatty acid transmembrane transporter activity; ATP hydrolysis activity. The coding region runs from base 1 to 2622 and encodes 873 amino acids. Gene Ontology annotation, biological process: long-chain fatty acid import into peroxisome; very long-chain fatty acid catabolic process; fatty acid beta-oxidation.